Amorphotheca resinae ATCC 22711 is the source of this 1656-nucleotide messenger RNA. RefSeq lists its product as hypothetical. NCBI's taxonomy places the organism in Eukaryota, Fungi, Ascomycota, Leotiomycetes, Helotiales, Amorphothecaceae. The coding region runs from base 1 to 1656 and encodes 551 amino acids. The transcript is spliced from 2 exons. The record is from RefSeq and is a predicted model, not a curated record.
AUGGCGGACAUACCAGCUCUUCCCCUUCUUAAGGGAACAGUUCAUCUCGAAGAUGCAUUGGACGAUGAUGACGAUAUGCUAGCCCAAUUGCGGUAUCCGCGACAAAAGGAGGAAUUUUGGGACUACCUAUUGGCCCACAAGGCUGAUAUCGAAAACAUGGUCCGUUAUCAUUUGGGCAUUAAUAGCUGUCAUGUCUGCGUCAGGGAAAUAUGGAAAUCUGGCAGCUUUAAUGUGGUUAUUCCGAUCCUCACCCCCGUGAGUGGCCGCCGAGGGCAUAACAAAGUCUAUAUUCGCUUUCCGCUCCCAUAUAAGAUAGGAGAGGCAAACUCCCCCGGAAACGUGGAAGAGAAGCUCCGGACAGAAAUUGCGACCUACAUAUGGCUUCAUGAACAGUGCCCCGAUGUGCCGAUUCCCACUUUACACGGCUUCGGUCUUCCUGAUGGACAAUGCUUCACGCACCCUCAGAACACAUCGUUCUUUGCAAGGGUAAUUUGGGAGAUAAAACGUCGUGUCUUGUCUUUUCUCGGCCUUCCGACUCCAUGUAAUUAUGUACGACGCAGACUACACAACCCAUUCAAAUCCGGCUAUCUCAUCCUCGGCGAAGCAGAAGGCGAACCUCUUCAUCAGUCAUGGGAGGCUCAUCGACACGAUAAGUUCUAUCGAUCUAGGCUGUUUCACAGCCUCGCACGCAUCUCUCUUUCCUUGAAUAAAUCUCCCCUACCCCGAAUAGGAUCAUUGACCUUUGAUUCACGCGGUACCAUUUCGCUGUCCAAUCGACCCCUUACUCUCUACCUUCAAAUGUUAGAAAAUGAAGGAAUACCAUCAGGAAUUCCACGACAGAGAACCUACGCUUCUGUAGAGCCUUAUAUCUCCGACUUGCUUAGUUUUCAGGAUAACAAGAUCUUGUGUCAACCAAAUGCUGUCCGUGACCGGAAUGACGGUGAAAUGCAAAUGGCAGCUUUGACGGCUCUCCGAGCCACUAUGCAUCGCUUCAUACGUACGCAGUAUCGUGAUGGCCCUUUCUUCCUUACGCUGACGGAUCUUCAUCGAAGCAACAUCUGGGUCGAUGAGCAAUGGAACAUCCAGACUAUCAUAGAUCUCGAGUGGGCGUGUUCGCAACCAGUCGAAAUGCAAUUGCCGCCCUAUUGGCUCACAUCCAAGGCCGUGGAUGGUUUUGACGAGCCAGAGUCUGUCGCUGAGUUGGACACCUUGUUGAAAGAGUAUUUUGAUAUCUACGAGGAGGAAGAAAAGACGCGGAAUGGCACACUCUACCAAGCGCCCAUCAUGCGACAUGCCUGGGACACAGGGAGCUUCUGGUAUUUCCAAGCGGUCAAAAUUCCCAAGGGAAUGUAUAGGGUGUUCAACUCCAACAUCCAGCCCUUAUUUAACAAGGAACACUGGAAAGAACCGGUCUUCGACCAAGUCUUCUGGUGGUACUGGGGAGUCAGGGCCCAGGAGGUCAUGGAGAGGAAGAUCAAGGACAGAGAAGACUAUGUGAUGCAAUUGAAUGAGGCUUUCGGCGCUGAUGCGCAACGUAAUACAGUCCAGAUCACAACAAACGGAGAAGACACAGCUAAACACAAGGCUGUGGAGAUAGCCACGCUCCAAAUAUUGGAUAUGGAUAAAGAGCACGAGGAUAAUGGCCAUGCACAUUAG